CUUAUUGUAUUAUGUAUUGAAUGUUAGUUGGAAAAUUAGUCUAUUUUGGAUUAAUUUUUGAUAACCAUGUAUUCAGAUUGUGAACGAGAAAAUUAAAUAUUCAUAAAGUAUAUAUUACAAAAGCAAAACAAAAUUUGGAGAUCCAAAAUAUAUUUAAAUAUAACUUCAAAUUUAUAAUAAUAAUAGUAUAGAAAAUUGCAUGGCUAUUGGCCCAGACAAAAGCUAGUAUGUAUAUGUAUCAAAAAAUGAAAAAUUCAUACGUAGAAAAUAUUUGUGUUGCUGGUGACGGAUCCCCUUCCGGUGGCCCUGCGGGAUCUUCACAACCUGCGAAUUGUGGAGAGAGGAGGGACGACGACAGCGGAGAAGGCGGCGUGUGUGGUGACGAAUUGGAAGCAUGUUGCGGAUAGGCACGGCGGCGGAAGGAGGUGGCGGCUGGGGAGAGUGGAGAGGAGAAGGAAGGAAGAAGUCGAGAGGAUGGUGGAAGCAAUGGACAGAGAAAGGAGGUGAAAUUUGGGAGCGGUGGUUAUGGCUAGAGAACAACCUUACUGCAACAGGAACUCGUUCAUGGUCGUCGUCGGCGACAAGUCGCAGGCUUGGUUAGACUUCGGAGUCACCGGCGGCGGCUCGGCGGUGUAUUGGUUCAGAGAAGUUAAAAGAUUUACGUUACUAUUGUUUUUUAUUAAUUUAGCAUUUACUUAGUUUUUUGGUAAUAGUAUUUACUUUUUUGUCAUUUAGUAUUUUCUUAGUUUAGGAAAGUUGAAAGGUUUUCGUGGUUUCUUAAUUAAUUACAAUUUUCCACCUUUUGGAAUGGCGUAACUGCUCCAGGUAAGUAACUCAAACAGACUCCUCAGUUUCUUUUUUUACAUUAUUGCAAUUUAGUCAUUUUUUUAUUUUCUUUAUCUUUUUAAUUAACCGCUAUGCUUGUCUUUCAUUAUUUAUUAGUAAUUUUUAUUUAUUUUCUUUUGAUACUUACCCUCCCUUUUAUUCAUUUUAUUUGUCAAUUUCGACCAUUUUGUUUUUUUUGUUUUUCUUUAACUAUUCUUAAAAAAAUAAAAAUAAUUUUUUUUAAUUUGACAUAGUUUUGGUUUCGGUGUAUCCGACUAAGCCUUAUGGCUUGUUUAAGUUCAUUUGGUGGAGCUUAGUUGCCUUCAGUGGGGACGCUUGUGUGUGUGUGUGUGUUUUUUUUUUUGUAGAGGCACGCAGAAGAGCUCCCGUUAUCGGUGGGACUUCCUCAUACAGGUGACUUGGCUCAUGAUCAGGAUGAAACUAUCUUGCAGGAUGCUCAGAGCUCGGCUUUCUCUGUAGUUGGGUUUCUUACUGUUUUGUUCUCCGCUGUCUCAAUAGGGCUGUCCAUCUUGUGGCAUAAAAGGUCCUCUCAUCGGGAGUUCGACUAUUGGUCGACUCCUGUGCUCUUUUUAUUUUCUUUGUAUGUCUGAUUUUAUAACAACUGACUUUGCGGGGGAAAAAAUUGUGUUGCUGGCAAUAGGCAUGGUGUAUGAGCAAUUAGGCAACUCCCUCGAAUGAAUCCUUCCUUGUUCGAUAAGCCAAGGGCACAAUCAAACCACCACUUCCCCCCCUCGGCCGACCCCUUUCCUCAUUUCCUUCCCCUUAUAUUAUUAUUGUCGUCUUAUCUCCUCCAUUUCAACAAACAAACAAGCUAACCAAACAACCACAUUUUUUUUCUUGCUUUUCAGAAUUACAACAUCAUUCCUAUCUCAUCGCUAAUCCACCUGCGACACCCAAUUUUAUUUUUCACAAUUUAAAAAUACAAAAAAAGAAAUUGUAAAAAAAAAACCUGGUUUCCCUCUAAUUCCUCACCUCCUUUCAAUUCAAACCUAGCCAACAAAAAUCCCAACAAAAAACUCCAAACCGCCUUCCUCCCAGCGGCCGGCCGCCAUGAACGAUCGUGCCAAUCACAAUGAGACCGUUGUCCCCAUCCUUGAUCUCGACGAUCUCAUCGUGAUCUCUCCGGUCGGCCGUGGGGCAAAAGGCGUCGCAUUUCUAGUAAGGAAUCAUCCUUUCGGCGAGUCAUGGGCUCUCAAAGUUAUCCUCCGUGAUUUAGUAAAGAGGAAGAACCCCGCUGUCACCAACGCCAAGGAUGGGAGCGAAUACAAGCGGAUCUGGUUGGAGCAACGAGUCCUCAGCCGCUUCAAGCACCCCCUUCUGCCUCGGCUCCAUGGCAUUCUAAGCACGGACAAGAUUAUUGCGUACGCCAUUGAUUAUUGCCCAGGCCGCGACCUUAACCAGCUGCGCAAGAAACAGACAGAGAAUAUCUUCUCACAAGGCAUUAUCAGAUUUUAUGCGGCAGAAUUGGUUUUGGCAUUGGAAUACCUCCACAACUCCGGCAUUGCCUAUAGAGACUUGAAGCCGGAGAACAUUUUGAUUCAAGAGAACGGCCACAUUAUGCUCGUCGACUUCGACCUCUCGACCGAGCUCCCUCCUCCUCCAACUCCUCCUCGUAAAUCUAAGACGACGAAGCUCCCCGCCAUUGCGGCGAGGUCCAACUCAUCCACCCAACGGAAACGAGCAUUAAGUUUACAGCUCUUCUACAAGUGCUCUUCGGGGAUUAUGUUGGAGGAAUUUAGCGACGACUCUGGAAAUCGAUGUCUUCCGUCGGAGUGUCGUCAACACUCAAUGUCGCUAUCAGGGAAAUCAAAUUCAUUCGUCGGGACAGAGGAAUACGUGGCGCCGGAGGUCAUCCAAGGGUACGGCCACGAUUUUGCGGUGGAUUGGUGGUCUCUAGGGGUGGUGAUGUAUGAGAUGUUGUACAGACGAACUCCAUUCCGGGGGACAAACCGGAAGGACACAUUCUACCGAAUCUUGACCCAGCCGCCAGAGCUUGUCGGAGAACCAAAUCCGCUAAGGGACUUGAUCGGGAAGCUUUUGGUGAAGGAUCCAAGGGAGAGGAUCACGGUGGAGGAAAUCAAGAGUCACGAGUUCUUCAAAGGACUGGAUUGGGAUUCAGUGGUGGAAGUAUCGCGGCCUCCGUACAUACCACCAAGUGUAUGGGGCGACAAGAAGGAGGGCAAUUUUUUUAAUAAGAGCAUUGACGUGGAGUCUUUUGUCGAGAGAGUAUUUAGCGUCAAUGGCGGCAGAGAAAUGCAGAAGGAGGAAUUGGUUAAAGUAGGUGACGGCAAUGGUGAGCAAGAAAAGAAUCGCGGAGGAGAAGUAGAAGAAGAAGGAGAAAAUAAAAGGGAAAACCCACCUCCACGUCAUGAUGCUCAGAAUUUUGUCGUUUUCUGAUAUUUCUCAGACGUCUAAAAAAAUUUCAUUGUACAUAUCAGUGAAUUAUUAUUAUUAUAUAUUUUUUGUUGACGCUUGGAGAACUUUUCUCUCUCUUCGUUUCUUUCUUGACGUGCUUGAUGUUUUUUUUUUGUUUUGCAAAUGACAAUUAUUACCAACGAGGCCUCCCCAAGUACCGUUAGUAAUAAGCGCACCUGAGCAUCUUUGUUGAUAAUGAACCCAGACAAUAAGCUAAAAUAUUAUGAGCUAUAAAUCAUAAAUGGUUUGUUGCAUAUCCCUAACAAGGUAAUCGACGAUGGGGAAAGCAUUGGGUCAAUUUCUUGAUCAAUUGGCAUCUCUUUCUUCAAUUCAUUUCUUACAAAAAUGGAUUUUGGGGCAAGAUAAAAUAAUAAGGCUUUUGUGUCUUG
This is a messenger RNA of Linum trigynum, 3650 nucleotides long. NCBI's taxonomy places the organism in Eukaryota, Viridiplantae, Streptophyta, Magnoliopsida, Malpighiales, Linaceae. The record is from the annotation of a GenBank genome assembly.